This is a messenger RNA of Darwinula stevensoni, 438 nucleotides long. The record is from the annotation of a GenBank genome assembly. NCBI's taxonomy places the organism in Eukaryota, Metazoa, Arthropoda, Ostracoda, Podocopida, Darwinulidae.
AGUGAUUGAUGGCGUCGGGACGCACGUGCUCGUAACUUCGCCCGGGCGGUCACCAUGAAAGUAAACGAGAAUGCCCCGAAAUACGCAACCGGGGCUCGCAUCGGUGGCAUCAUCGGGAUUCUCCUCAGGUGGAAGGGGAGCAUUUACAAGCUGAUCGGGUUGGACAUCGUCAUCUGGCUCGUCGCCUAUUAUUCAUUUUAUUGUCUUUAUAACUUUGGACUGGUGGGGGAUCAGAGGACGGGAUUCCACAAGGUGGUGCUUUACUGCCGGGACUUCAACAAGAACAUCCCGCUCACGUUCGUCCUUGGUUUCUACGUUACCACGGUCCUCACCCGAUGGUGGGGCCUCUGGAAUUCCCUGCCGUGGCCGGAUGACGUCAUUCACUAUCUCACCACCUACCUCAAUGGACAGGUAAAACGAAUGGAUUUUUUCGGCUAG